GCAGAGACGAGAGGGGCAGAAAGAAAACAUACAGUACAGCAGCUAAAGGCAAGAUGGCUUUCAUAGCCUGCUGAGGCAGUGUGCAGUGUUUAGAACCAUCUUCUGCUAUUCUGGAAUCUAACCGGGAUCUAAGAAGGGAAGCGCUUGGUUCUCAAGGGUUCUAGAUCAGAGGAGAUCAGGUAAUGGAAGGUCUGGGAGACAAGCAGGCAGAAUGUUGGCUCAUGCACAUUGAGGAUAGGAAGGACUAUAUGGUGGAACAGCCACUGUUUUUUAUUAUGUGCCAUGCAGUCUUCAAUUAAUAUAAUGAUUUCUCCCUUUGUGUUUCCCUCCUUCCUGUAUGUCUCCCUCCAGCUCCAAUGAGUGUACCAGCAGCAGCAGCACAGAAAGCAGACAGCAACAGUGAAAUGCAGUCGCCUGCAGUGUCUCCCUCCUUCCUCCCCAGCCAGCCAGGAAAGAUUCCCGGCAGGAAGAGGGGGAGACCCCCACUACAUCGCAAGAUGGAUUUUCCAACCCACUACCCUGAAUCCCUCCCUCCCCUCAAAGUGCCCAAGAAGAGGGGGAGAAAACCUGGCUUCAAGGUCAGUUUCAGGGAUGGGAGGAGAGAGAAUAGGAGGGGAUGGGAGGAGAGGAGAGAGAAAGAGGAGAGGAUGGGAGGAGAGGAGAGAGAAAGAGGAGGGGAUGGGAGGAGAGGAGAGAGCAACAGAGGAGGGGAUGGGGAGAGGAGAGAGAAAGGGAGGGAGAUGGCUGCGAGGAGAGAGGAGAAAAGCGAGAGAGAGAAGAGGGGGGCUGGAGGAUGAGGAGAAGAGGAGGGGAUGGGAGGAGGGAGCGCCAGAGGCGGGGGGGGAUGGGAGGAGAGGAGAGAGAAAGAGGAGGGGAUAGGCGGAGAGAGAAAGAGGAGGGGAUGGGGCGGGGAGGAGAGAGAGGAGAGGAGAAAGGAGGAGGGGAAGGGAGGAGAGCGACGAGAGGCGAAGGGGGGGGAUGGGGGGGAGGACGGAUAGAAAGAGGAUGGGGGGGGAUGGGAGGGAGAGGAAGCAAGAGGAGGGGAUGGAGAGAGUGAGGAAAGAGAGGAUGGGGGAGAGAGAAGGAGGAGGGGAGGGCGGAGAGAAAAGGAGGAGCGGAUGGGAGGUGAGAGAAAGGAGGAGGAGGAUGGGAGGAGAGAGAAAGAGGAGGGGACGGGAGGAGAGAGAAAGAAAGAGGAGGGGAUGGGAGGAAGGAUGAUAGAAAGAGGAGGGGACGGGAGGAGACGAGCGAAGGAGGAGGGGAUGGAGGAGCGGAAGAGGAGGGGAUGGGAGAGAGGACGUGAUAGAAGAGAAGGGGAUGGGAGGAGAGAGAAAAAGGCGGGGGAAUGGGAGGAGGAGGAGAGAGAGAAAAAUAGGAGGGGAUAGGGAGGAGAGACAGAAGAGACAAAGAGGAGGGGAUGGAGGAGAGGAGCGGAUGAGAAGAUGAGGGGGUUGGGAGGAAGGAGAUGAGGAAAGCGGAGGGGAUGGGCGGAGAGCGAGAGGAGGGGAUGGGAGGCGAGGAGAAGAUCACGAGGCGGGGAUGGGAGGAGAGGGGAGGAGAGAAAUAGAAGGAAUGGGCGGAGAGAGAGAAAGGGAGGGAGAAGGGGGGGGAGGAGAGGAGUAGAGAAGAGAGAAAGAGGAGGGGAUGGGAGGCGAGAGAGGAGAGGAGAAAGAGGAAGGGGAUGGGAGGAGAGAGAAAGAAAAGCGGGGGGGUGGGCGAAGAAGGAGCGGACCGAGGAGGGGGUGGGAGGGAGAGGCGAGCACGAGAGGACUGGAAUGGGAGGGAGGAGGAGGAGGGGCCAGAGGAGGGGAGAUGGGAGGAGAGAGAACGAGGAGGGGAUGGGGAGGAGAGAGAAAGAGGAGAGGGAUGGGCGGAGAGGGAGAAAGGGCUGGGAGAGAGGAGAGAGAAAAAGCGAGGGUGGGAGGAGAGAGGAGGUUGGGGAUGGGAGGAGAGGAGAGAGAAAAGAUACGAGAGGGGAGGAGGAGAGAGAAAGAGGAGGGGAUGUGGGGGAGAGAGAAAGAGAGAACGAGAGAACGAUGAGGAAUGGGAGGAGAGGAGGAGAGAAAGCGUGAGAGGAAUGGGAGGAGGGAGAGGAGGGGGAGAGAGCGGGCGCGAGAAAGGGGAGGGGAGGAGCGGGCGAGAAAGAGCGGGGAAUGAGAGGAGAAUGAGAGAGGAAGAAAGAUGAUGGGGAUGAGGAGGAGAGGCGAGAAGAAGAGGAGUGACUUUAGAGGGAGGCGCGAGAAAGAGGCGGGGCUGGGGAGGAGAGGAGGAAAGAGGAUGAGGAUGGGAGGAGAGGAGAGAGCAAGAGGAUGGGAGGAGCGGAGAUUGAGAGAAAGAGGCGGAGGGGGGAUGGGAGGAGAGGAGAGGGAAUCGGAGGGGAUGCGGAGGAGGGGGGGGGGAGAGCGAAGGAGGAGGGGAUGGGGAGAGAGGGCGAAGCGAAAGAGGGGGGAUGGAGGAGAGAGAGGAUGAGGAAUGGGAGGAGAGCGACAAGAGGAUGACUGGGAGGAGAGAGAACGGGCGACGACUGUUGUGGAGUGAGAGGUGAGCGGAGAGCGUAGGAGCGAACGCGAGGGGUGCGCGGAGAGCGGCGAGACGAUCGAUAGCACAGCGGAGGGGAUGUGAGGAGAGGAAAGAGAAGGGGCGGGGAGGAGGACGGAGAGAGAAAGGAGAGGAAUGGGAGGAAGGAGAGAGAAAGAGGAGAGGGGUGGGGAGGAGCGGAGAGAGAAAGAGGAGGGGAUGGAGGAGGGGGAUGGGAGGAGAGGAGAGAGAAAUAGGAGGGGAUGGGGAGGGGAGGGAGGAGGGAGAGAAGGAGGGAGGACUUGGGAGGCGAAAGAAAGGAAAGGAGACGAAAGGGAGAGGGGGGAGGAAGAGAAAGACGAGGAGGGCGGAAUGGGAGGAGAAAGAAAGAGGAGGGGAUGGGGGGGAGGAGCGGGAGGAGAGGAGGAGGGGAUGAGACGGAGAGAGCAGAGAGGAGGAGGGAUGGGAGGAGAGAGACAAGGGAGAGAGAAAGAGGAGGAAUGGGAGGAGAAAGAAAGAGGAGAGGAGGGGAGGAGAGAGCGAGAAAGAGGAGGGGAUGCGAGCGGCGAGGAGAGGAGAAAGCGGAAGGGGAGGGAGAGAGGAGUGAAAGACGGAGGGAAAAGGAGGAGAGGAGGAUGGAGAGGCGCGAGAAAGAGAGGGGAGGAGAGGAGAGAGAAAGAGGAGGGGAUAGGCGGGAGAGACGGAGGAGGGGCGGGAAGCGGAGAGAAAGAGGAAGGGGAUGGGAGGGGAGAAGGAUGAGGAUGAGGACUGGGGAGGAGAGAGAAAGAGGAUGAAUGGGAGGAGGAUGAGAAGAGGAGGGCUGGGUGGAGGAGAGGAUGAGAGGAGAGAGGAGGGGAUAAAGAGAGGGGGAUGAGAGGAGGUGAGGAAGAUUAGAAAGAGGAGGGGAUGGGAGAGAGCAGGAGAAAAGAGGAGGGGGAUGGGAGGAGGGAGAGGGAGAGAAAGAGGAGGGGAUGUGAGGAGAGAGAGGGAGGGGGGGAUGGGGAGAGGAGAGGAGAAGAGGAGGGGAGGGGAGGGAGGAGAGGAGAGGGGAGGAGGAGAGAUAAAGAGGAGGGGCUGGGAGGAGAGAGAAAGAGGGAAAGGAAGAAUGGGCCGGAGAGCGAACGAGGGUUGGGUGGGAGGAGCAGGACGAGAGUAAUAGGAGGGGGGGCAUAUUAGGAGCGCGAGGAGGAGGGGCGGGGAUGGGGAGGCGGGAGAGGGAGAAAUAGAAAGAAAGGAGAGAGGGAGGGAUGGGAGGAAGGAGAGCGAAGAAAUAGGCGGAAUGGAGGAGAAAGAAGAAAGAGGAAGAGGAUGGGAGGAGCGAGAAAGGGAGGGGAAGAAAAGGGUGGGAUGGGCGGAGAGAGAAGCGGAGGGGAUGGGCGGCGAGAAAGGGAGGUAGGGCGGAGCGGAGCGCGAAAGCGGAGGGGACGGGAGGCGAGAGCGGCGGAUGGGGCUGGGGGGAGGAGAGGAUGGGCGGAGAGAGCAAGAGGCGGGGGCUGGGGCGCGCGACAGAGGGGAGGGGAGGAGCAGGCGGCUCGACCGAGGCGGGGUGGGGAGAGCAGCCCCCCACGGCGGGGAUGGGAGGCGAGGCGAGGAGAGAGCCAGCGGGAGGGGAUAGGAGGAGAGAGAGGAGGAGGGGAGGGAGGCGAGAGCACGAGGAGGGGUGGGAGGCGAGAGAAGGUAUUGAGGACUGCGGAGGAGAGGAGAAAGAGGUGAUGGGGGGAGAGCAGGGAGGAUGGGGGGUGGAUGAGGAGGAUGAGAGGCGAGAGAAAGAGAGGGGAUGCGAGGAGAGAAGAUGAAAGAGGAGGGGAUGGGAGGCGAGGAGAGCGAAAAGAGGAGGGGAUGGGAGAAGAGAGAAGGAGGAGGGGAUGGGAAGGCGAGAGGAGCAAGAAAGAGGAGGGGAUGGCAGGAGAGAGAAGAAAAGAGGGGGCUGGCGGCGAGAGAAAGAGGAGGCUGGGAGGAGGAGAGAAAGAGGAGAGGUGGGAGGAGAGGGCGAGGAGAGAGAAAGAGGGGAGGGUGAGGGGAGGGGAGAGGAGAGAGAAGCGGAAGAGAAAUAGGAGGGGAUGGGUGGAGGAGGAGAGAAGGAGGAUUAGGAGGGGAUGGGAGGAGAGAGAAAGAGGAGGAAGGAGGGGAAAGAAAGAGGAGAGGAUGGGAGGAGCGAGAAAGAGGCGUGGAUGGGAGGAGGAGAGCAAGAGGUGGGGAUGGGAGGCGAGGAGAGAGAAGAGGAGGGGGGGGAGGAGAGCGAAAGAGAGGAAUGGGAGGGAAAGAGAAAACGAGGGGAAAAGGUUGGAGAAAGAACGGAUGAGCGAGAGAGGAAAGAGAGGGGAUGAGAGGCGAGAGAGAAGAUACGAAAGAGGAGGGGAUGAGGGAGAAAGAUGAGGGUUUGGUGAGGAUGAGCAGAACAGAGGAGGGGAUGGGAAGGAGAGAGAAAGAGGAGGGGAUGGGAGUAGAGAGAAAAGUAGAGCGAAAGGGGGGGAAUGGGAGGCGAGGAGAGAUAAAGGAGGGAGGGGAUGGAGGGAGAGCGGAAGGGGAGAGUGGUGGGAGGGCGGAGAGAGAUAAGAGGAGGGGGAUGGGAAGGCGAGAGAAAGAGGAGGGGAUGGGAGAGAGAGAUAGAAGAGGAGGGGUGGAGGAGAGGAAGAGGAGAGGAUGAAUGGGAGGAGAGGAGAGGAAAGAAGAGGGGAUGUGAGGAAGGAGAGAGAAAGAGGAGGUGGCGGGCGGAUGGGGUGGAGAGAACAGAGGGAGAGGAUGGGAGAGAGGAGAGAAGAGGGAGGAGGAGAGGGAAGAGAAAGAGGAGGGUUGGGAGGAGAGAGGAGGGAUGGGAGGGAGAGGAGGAGAGAAAAGAAGAGGGGAGGAUGGGAGGAUGAGAGCAGAGGAGGGGAAUGGGAGGCGAGAGAAAGAGAGAAAGAGGCGGGGGAUGCGCGGGGAGAGAAAGGAAAGAUGAGGAAUGGGAGGCGAGGAGAGAGAAAGCGAAGAGGAUGGGAGGAGGGAGCGAGAAAAAGGGGCGGGGGAGGAGAGGAGAGAGAAAGAUGAGGGGAUGAGAGGAGAGGAGCGAAAAAAACGAUGAGGGGAUGAGAGGGAGGAGCGGAAAAGGAGGGGAGGAAUUAGAGGAGAGGAUAGGAGGAGCGGAGAGAGAAAGAGGCGGGGGGGGUGGGGAGGAGAGAAAGAGGAGAGGUGGCGAGGGGAGAGGGAGAGGAUGAUGGGGGGGGAGAGAGAGAGAGAGAACAGGGAUGGGAGGGGGAGAGGAGCGAGAAAGAGGAGGGGAUGGAAGGAGAGGAGAAGCGAAAUAGGAGGGAUGGGGCGGAGAGAGCAAGGAGGAGGGGCUGGGAGGAGAGAGAAAGAGGAGAAAGGAGGAGAAGAAAAGACGAAAGAAAGAGGAGAGAUGGGAGGAGCGAGAAAGAGGAGGGGAUCGGGAGGAGAGGAAAGCGGAGUGGAGGGGAGGAGGGAGAGAGGGAGAGAGACUAGAGGGGAGGGGGUGGGGAGGGAGAGAAAGGGACGGAAUGGGGGAAAGAAGAAAGAGAGGAAAAAAGGUGAGAAAGGAUGAGAGGAGAGAGCGAGAGAGAACAGAGAGAAAUAGAGGGGAUGGAGGAGAGAAGGAGAGAAAGAUAGAAAAAGGGAGGGAUGGCGGAGGAAAAGAUGAGGGUUGGAGAGGAGGAGAAAGAGGAGGGGAUGAGAGGAGAGAGAAAGAGGAGGGGAUGGGAGGAGAGAGAAAGAGGAGGGGAUGGGAGGAGAGGAGAGAGAAAGAGGAGGGGAUGGGAGGAGGAGAUAAAGAAAAGGAGAGAGAAAGAGGAGGGAAUGGGCGGAGAGAGGAGAAAGGGAUGAGGGUGGGAGGAGAGGAGAGAGAAAAGAGGAUCGGGGAGAUGGGAGGAGAGAGUAGGAAAGAUGGGGAGGGGAUGGGAGGAGAGAGGAGAAAGACAAGAAAGAGGAUUGGAUGGGAGGGAGAGAAAAGAGGAGGGGGUGGGAGGAGAGAGAGAGCGAGGAUGAAGGGAGGAGCGAGAGAGGAUGAAUGGGAGGAGAGGAGAGGGAAAGAGGAGGGAUGGGAGGAGAGAGAAAGAAGAGGAGGGGAGAUGGGAGGAGGAGGAGAAAGAGGAGAGGAUGGGGGGGAGAGGAUGAGGAGAAAGAGGCUGGGAGGAGAGGAGCGAGAGGAGAGAGAAAGAGGAGGGUUGGGAGGAGAGAGGAGAGAGAAAGAGGAGGGGAGGGAGGAGAGGAGAGAGAAAGAAGAGGGAGAUGGGAGGGAGAGAGAAAGGGCGGGGGAUGGAUGGAGGAGAGAAGAGGAGGGGAUGGGGGAGGAGAGGAGAAGAUGAGGAAUGGGGGAGAGGGAGAGAGAAAGGAGGAAUGGGGAGAGGAGGAGGGAGGAGGGGAGGAGAGGAAAGGGGAGGGGAGGAGAGGAGAGGAAAGAUGAGGGGAGAGCGGAGAGGAGAGAGAAAGAGGAGGGGAUGAGAGGAGAGGAUAGGAGGCGAGGAGAGAGAAAGAGGCAGGAUGGGGGAGAAGAAAAGAGGAGAGGAUGGGAGGAGGGAAGGAGAGAAAUAGGAUGCGGAGAGGAGAGAGAAGAGGUGGAGGAGAGGAGGAGAAGAACGAGGAUGGGAGGAGAGGAGACGAGAAAAGGAGGAGGAUGGGAGGAGAGGAGAGAAAGAAGGGGGGGUGGGGGCGGACGGAGAGAGAAAGAGGAGGGGCGAUGGGAGGAGAGGAGAGAGAAAGAGGAGGGGUUGGAGGAGAGAGAGAGAGAGAAAGAGGAGGAAUGGGAGGAGAGGAGAGAGUGAAAGAGGAGGGAUGGGAGGAGAGAGAAGAGGGGGGAUGGGAGGAGAGAGAAGAAAGAGGAGGGGGAUUGGGAGGAGAGAAGAGGGGAAUGGGAGGGCGGAGAGGACAGAGGAGGGGGGAUGGGAGGAGAGGAGAGAGAAAGAGGAGGGAGGGAGGAGAGAAAGAGCAGAGGAAGGGAUGGGAGGAGAGGGAGAGAGAAAGAGGAGGCGAUGGGAGGAGGAGGAGAGAGAAAGAGGAGGGGAUGGGAGGAGAGGAGAGAGACAGAGGAGGGGAUGGGAGGAGAGGAGAGAGAAAGAGGAGGGGAUGGGAGGAGAGGAGAGAGACAGAGGAGGGGAUGGGAGGAGAGGAGAGAGAAAGCGGAGGCGAUGGGAGGAGAGCAGAGAGAAAGAGGAAGAAUGGGAGGAGAGGGAAAGAGGAGGAAUGGGAGGAGAGGGAAAGAGGAGGGGUCAGCAGGAUGUUUAAAAAAUGCAUAUGAUGAUGUAGCUUGACAGACCUCAUUUCAUUUAGAUUUAGUGGGAGAAAUAAAAAUGUUUUAAGGCUUAACAUGAGGUAGCCUUUGUUUGUUUAAUUGAACACUGUUUUAAUUAAUAUUCUGAUUGGCCUCUGUAUAUGCCUAGCAAAAUGAAAUGCUUGGUAAAUAUUGCAAUACGAAGAUGUGAUUUUAUUUACAAGUUGCAAAUCAAUGUGUAGAUUGCUGUUGAGUGUUUGCUAAUGCCAAUUGAGAACCAUCAUCCUUUAGUCUAUUGUUUCUACCUCAGACUGCAUGGCAUGGUGCUUGCAACACUAGGGUUGUGGGUUCGAUUCCCGGGGCCACGCAUAUGUAAAAAUGUAUGCACAUGUGACUGUCAGUCGCUUUGGACAAACGCGAAUGCUAAAUGGCAUGUAUUAUUUACAACUAACAAGUGAUCAGUUUAAGCUGUGUGCAAAUAACCCAAUAGAUACUGAGAUCCAACCCCCUGUCUCCCUGCAGCUGAAGCCCAGGAUGGUGAUGAAUCCCCUGGCCAUCUCUCCUCCCAGCAGCACCCCAGAACCAGACAUGAGCUCCAUCCCCCAGGACGCUGCUACCAUCCCCCACUCUGCCACGCCCCAGAUGCUCACAGGUAACUAUACCCUACUCCGCAAGGUCCCAGGUGCUCACAGGUAACUAUACCCUACUCCGCAAGGUCCCAGGUGCUCACAGGUAACUAUACCCUACUCCGCAAGGUCCCAGGUGCUCACAGGUAAACUAUACCCUACUCCGCAAGGUCCCAGGUGCUCACAGGUAACUAUACCCUACUCCGCAAGGUCCCAGGUGCUCACAGGUAACUAUACCCUACUCCGCAAGGUCCCAGGUGCUCACAGGUAACUAUACCCUACUCCGCAAGGUCCCAGGUGCUCACAGUUAACUAUACCCACUCUGCCACGCCCCAGGUGCUCACAGGUAACUAUACCCUACUCCGCAAGGUCCCAGGUGCUCACAGGUAACUAUACCCUACUCCGCAAGGUCCCAGGUGCUCACAGUUAACUAUACCCUACUCCGCAAGGUCCCAGGUGCUCACAGUUAACUAUACCCUACUCCGCAAGGUCCCAGGUGCUCACAGUUAACUAUACCCACUCUGUCAUGCCCAGGUGCUCACAGGUAAGCCCCGCCCCCACACUACCACGCGCCCCUGGGGCCUCAUUUAUUAACCGUGCAUAAAUGUCGUACCAAAUUCUGGCGUACGUGGAGAUUCUAGGAUUUGCACGCACAACAAAUUACUGGGAUUUAUCAAACUGUUGUACACAUGUUUUCAUUGAUAAAUCAGAGCCGUACUAUAUUUGUACUACAACCCUGCCUGGAAAACGCCCUCCAUUCACCUUUUAUGGUAACAAAAACACCCUCAUUUGCUGUAUGAUUUGGAAAUGUUGGAACUGGGCCAUGUCAGUUUCUACAAGAAAGCACAAUAGCAAAUUAGAUCACAUUUGUAUAGAGGUGUGCGCAGAAUGUUUUAAUAUUUUGCAGUUACUUUUUUCAAACUAAGAAUGCAUGCCGUCUGUAGCGAGUGCGAAACACUGGCCGCACAUUCUGGAUGAUUGACUGUCUAUUCAAACAAUAAACAAAUAAACGCUACAGCCCACACUUCUGUGCAAAAAGACGAAUCGUUGUUCAAUAUUUUGUUUAUCGAUCGAUGAUUGUGUUUUUAUGUCCUGUCUUGGUAUAGGCUCUGAGAUGAAAUAGACAAUGAUGUCAUGCUCCUAUCACACAGCAAUACUGUAGCCCACAGGCCCUUAUAAUAAAGUCAAAGAAACAUAGGCUGCUAUGUGAUCUUCUUACCAACAACAAAAAUGCAUCUGUUUUAUCAUUAGGCAAUUUUUUUAUGUUUUUAUUAGCCUACCAUUAUUAUAAUUCCCUUGUGUCAAACACCUCAAUUUCCCAAAAAUAACAAUAUUUACUUGUAAUACAAUUCUACAACCACUACGCGUGGAGAUACGAACACUUUCCCGUCGAAUUCAAAUGUGAUAAAUACCAACCUUUGUGGGAAAAGGUUUAGUCUUUUUUGUGCUCAUGCACAUUUGAUAAACAAGGCCCCGGUUGCUCACAGAGUUUACUUUUCCAAUGUCUCCCCCCAUACUGCUUUGUCCGGUGAAACAUAUUGGGUGUUAUGAAAAGUCACGUUGGUAAUCACAUUUCAAAUGUAAUUUUGUAUUCUGUUAGUUAUAAGCAUACUGUACUCGUUAAAUGUAAUUGUGAAGGAAAGCAACGUCACCAAAAUAGCCGACCUAAACAUCUUUGCCUCCUCUGUCCCUGCUGUUGUGUAUCCUGCAGUGUGUAUCUACAUCAACAAGCACGUCAACAUGGGCCCCAACCUGGACAGGAAGAAGCUGCAGCAGCUCCCAGAUCAUUUUGGGCCUGACAGGCCCUCCGUGGUGCUGCAGCAGGCCGUCCAGGGGUGCAUCGACAGCGCCUUCCAGCAGAAAGCUGUGUUCACUCUCCUCACACAGGGAUACGGAGGGGAGAAAAUAUCAGGUACAACCAGGGCCCUGUGCUUUGGUUAAUCAUGUCACAUGACCUGGAUUUUAACCUUUUAUUUUAAGCCUUUUCCAGAAAUGAGAAUUAGACCAAAAAUGAAAGCAUUUGUCUGAGAAUGGUGCUGGACCAUCUUACAUAAAAAAUUAAAGGGGACAGUUUGAUGAAAAAGCUUCAAAUAAAGGUUAAAAUGUGAUGCGAUUAACCAAAACACAGGCCCCUAGGAAAAUACCACAGACCCACCAAUUGUACAUAGUGUCACUGAGAUUUUGGUUGUAUAUUUAUUAUUUUGAUUGCUGCCCAGAGGGAAAUGAUAGAAAUUGACAUACACUGAUUAGAUAAUCUAGUAACCAUGAAGUAUCCUUCCUUUCUCCGAGAACAUCCGGAUCUGUUACCCGGGGUUAUUGGCCAUUUCCGUCUUUGAAUGUCAGUGGAUGAAAUGCAUUGGCCAUCCUAGGUUAACUGUUGCUUUGAGACAUGGCUGUAGAGAUGUGUCCCCUGGGGCAAAGUUAACUGCAACAAGCUUUACUGCAAUAGGAAAUUAAAAUAUAUUCCAGGCGUGCAUCCCAAAUGGCACCCUAUUCGUAGAGCACUACUUUUGACCAGGGCCCGUAGGGCUCUGGAAUAGGGUCCCAAUUGGAACGCAACCCAAGUUUAAUCAAGUGUUCCUUUGUGUUCCAGCCACCUUCGAUGGGAAGCAGCACCUUCUGAGUCUGCCUGUGGUCAACAGCAUUGGCUACGUGCUACGCUUCCUCAAGAAGCUCUGUCGCAGCUUGCACUGUGAAAACCUCUUCAGCGACCAACCAAUCCCCCAGCAUAAUAAUGCCUCCUACCAAUCAGAGGGUAAUGCACUGUCCUGUAUUCAAUUCAAUUUAAUUCUAAAUACUUUCUUUAUCCUACAAGGGAAAUUAUGUAGGCAGAGGUGCAGAUAUGAUGCAUUGAAUGUUACUUCUUAGAACACUCCUGUACCUUAACAAGAGCUUUUGAAGAAAUGGCCUCAAAUAUUGUGCUAUAUUGCGUCAGAUUGCACAUGAAAGCACAGAAUGACAUUUUGUCAAAUACACAUCAUUUGGUGUUUUACUAGUGUAAUCCCUGGUAAUCCUAAUCCAUUAUCCAAAUCCCUGUAUUCCAACCUAAACAGAUGAGACCUCCAUGCCAGAACACUACCUAGAACAUUCUCCUGUACCUAAACAAGAGCACCGGGGGAAAUAAUUCCCUCGGAAUUACCCUACGCUCAAUUUCUUCCGAUUGGACCAUAAAAGCACAGAAGGACAUUUCAUAGACAUCUUUAAAGGCUUCAGCUUCUAUCCAAAGUUAUUAAAAGUAUUGCCAAUAUGUUUUACUUAUGUAAUCUCUUUCCAUUCAUUUCACAGCUGAAACUUCCAUGCCAGAGGAGUAUCUUCUGGACCCGUCAGACAAACGGUACUCAAUGGACCCAGGUGACUCCGCCUUCAGUGCCAUAAGCUCCUCCUACUCAUCCAAACCAUCCUAUGGGUUCCGCUCCUCGCAGCAGUUCCCCAACGGCUCCUCCCCCUUGGGUAUGUGUAGACAGACGUCCAGCCCUAACACCUUCCUGGAAGGCAACAGGAUAGGUAAGAGAUUGGAGAGUGGAGACUAGGCUUGCAAAAUUCCGGUAACUUUCCCAACAUGUCCAGGUUUUCCUGAAUAUUCCCUCCCGAUUUCGGGAAUCUUCCAACCGGGAUUUCUGGAAAACCUAGGGAUUUUGAGAAAAUGUGUUUCUUGCUAUAAUCACAAUGCCCUAACCAGGUAAAAUAGACCAGCAUAGAAAUCCUUCUUGACCUCUUUCUCUUUUCUCAUGCAGUGUACAAUCCAUCUCAGGACUCCCAGGAGUCCAAGGCGUCCCCCAGUAAGGACCCUUCCACCUGGAGUGUAGAGGAUGUGGUCUGGUUCAUCAGAGACGCUGACCUGCAGUCCCUGGGCCCUCACGUGGACGUCUUCAGGAAGCAUGUAGGCUACCCCUUGGAUCACUCAUAAUUCAUUCAUAUUUCCUUGAUACCUCGUAUCCUCUCUCCUAACCUUCUCAAAACGCCUUGGAGGAGAAGGUCCUUGGGGAGGAACCUUGGACCUUCUCUUCCAAUCCAGUUGAGGCGGAGACAAGGACGUGAGGAAUCGCUGAAAGACAAAUUGAGAUUGAGGCCUGGAUCUGUAACAGUUGGGGGAAACCCCUUUUCUUUUUCAGUUGUUACGUUUCAUGUGAUGUUUUGAUUUGAGUGGUUGGAUUAUAUCUGGAUGUGAUGUUUUGUGAAAUACUUACCAGGAUUGGGGUCACUCCCAGUUCAAUUCAGUAAACAGCUCUGAUACAUGUGUCCACUUUACUUUUUGUGGAGAUUUAAUAUAACCUGAGCUUCUGUUUCUUUUCCACAGGAGAUAGACGGCAACGCGUUGUUACUUCUAAAGAGUGACAUGAUCAUGAAGUACCUAGGACUGAAGCUGGGGCCAGCCCUUAAGCUCUGCUAUCACAUCGACAAACUAAAACAAAAC
Coregonus sp. 'balchen' is the source of this 12757-nucleotide messenger RNA. NCBI's taxonomy places the organism in Eukaryota, Metazoa, Chordata, Actinopteri, Salmoniformes, Salmonidae. The record is from the annotation of a GenBank genome assembly.